This is a messenger RNA of Uncinocarpus reesii 1704, 750 nucleotides long. RefSeq lists its product as uncharacterized. The transcript has 2 exons. The record is from RefSeq and is a predicted model, not a curated record. NCBI's taxonomy places the organism in Eukaryota, Fungi, Ascomycota, Eurotiomycetes, Onygenales, Onygenaceae. Bases 1 to 750 code for a protein of 249 amino acids.
AUGAAUGAAGAGGAGGAGGAGCAGGAAUUUGAAUUCAGGCUUUUUCGAUCAACUGCGCCAGAUGCACUGGGUGGUGAGAAGCAGGAUGGACCCAUUGAUACCGGGGGUGGAAUUGAGAAAGAAGAGACCAGAAAUGUUCCAGCAGUACACAAGAUAAGGGUCAAGCUCCGCUCACCGUCGCCUUCUCGCAGCGCAGAGGGGGGAUUUACCGUCCCUUUCCGAGCAUGGGACUACUACUUCUCCGACCCGGAACUGGUAAUGCGAGUAUUCAAAGAAAGGUUUGGGAAGAGCCCUUCGGGAGCAUGUGAAUUCAUUUCAAAAGAUCCAAAGAAACAAGAACGAAGGCAAAAUUAUCUUGAGGUCGCGGUCACUUCCGACCAAGUUCUUGCGGCUGCGAACUCUGGAGUUUGGCCAGGCUGCCAUCUCCCCUGGCGCGUGAUACACUUCGCCGCUCCCUUCUCAAAAACAUCCAAAGUUCCAUCCCAAACACCAUUAUCGACUACGGACCCAUCACUCAAGCCUAAGAAGAAGAAACCCGGUAAAAAGAGACGGAUCAUGCUUCGCAACCGUGUCGCGGCAAAGGCUGCAGCAGAAGAAGCUGACAGAGAGAAACGGACGAGGCGCAAUCGAGAAAAGAAGAUCAAGCGAAGACAAAGAGAACGAGAGAAGAAGACCGCUUUGCAAACUGUUGAACACGGAACUGGCGUUGACUUAAGCGAAAGUAUGAGCCUAUCUGGGAACGAUAAAUGA